UGCAGUACAUUUUUAUACCUGAAAUUCCUGGUAGUGUGGGCACUUGUCCUCCUGGCAGAUUUUGUCCUGGAGUUCAGAUUUGAAUACCUGUGGCCAUUUUGGCUUUUCAUCAGGAGCGUCUAUGAUUCCUUCAGAUACCAGGGACUGGCCUUCUCAGUAUUUUUUGUUUGUGUGGCAUUCACGUCAAAUAUAAUAUGUCUGCUGUUCAUCCCCAUACAGUGGCUUUUUUUUGCUGCUAGCACAUAUGUGUGGGUUCAGUAUGUAUGGCACACAGAGAGAGGAGUGUGUUUGCCCACAGUGUCCCUCUGGAUACUCUUUGUUUAUAUUGAAGCAGCAAUUAGAUUUAAAGAUCUCAAAAAUUUUCAUGUAGACCUUUGCCGUCCAUUUGCUGCUCACUGUAUUGGGUACCCUGUGGUCACUUUGGGCUUUGGCUUCAAAAGUUAUGUAAGCUACAAAAUGCGGCUAAGGAAGCAAAAGGAAGUGCAAAAAGAGAACGAAUUUUACAUGCAGCUUCUUCAACAAGCCCUCCCCCCGGAGCAGCAGAUGUUACAGAAGCAAGAAAAAGAGGCCGAGGAAGCAGCCAAAGGAUUACCUGAUAUGGAUUCCUCAAUCCUUAUACAUCAUAACGGAGGUAUUCCAGCCAACAAAAAACUCUCCACAACUUUGCCAGAGAUAGAAUACCGAGAAAAAGGAAAAGAAAAAGACAAGGAUGCCAAAAAACACAACCUAGGAAUAAAUAACAACAAUAUUCUACAACCUGUAGACUCUAAAAUACAAGAAAUCGAGUAUAUGGAAAACCAUAUCAACAGUAAAAGAUUAAAUAAUGAUCUUGUGGGAAGUACAGAAAAUCUCUUGAAAGAGGACUCAUGCACUGCUUCCUCAAAAAAUUACAAAAAUGCCAGUGGAGUUGUGAACUCCUCACCGCGAAGUCACAGCGCUACAAAUGGGAGCAUUCCUUCCUCGUCCAGUAAAAAUGAGAAGAAGCAGAAAUGCACCAGCAAGAGCCCAGGUGCACACAAGGACUUAAUGGAAAACUGUAUUCCUAAUAACCAACUAAGCAAACCAGACGCACUGGUAAGGCUGGAACAAGACAUUAAAAAGUUAAAGGCUGACCUGCAGGCCAGCAGGCAAGUGGAACAAGAACUCCGCAGUCAGAUCAGCUCCCUCUCGAGCACCGAGCGAGGGAUCCGCUCAGAGAUGGGCCAGCUCCGGCAGGAGAACGAGCUGCUGCAGAACAAGCUACAUAAUGCUGUGCAGAUGAAGCAAAAAGACAAGCAGAACAUCAGCCAGUUGGAGAAAAAGCUAAAAGCUGAGCAGGAAGCCCGAAGUUUUGUAGAAAAGCAAUUAAUGGAAGAGAAAAAAAGGAAGAAGUUAGAAGAAGCUACUGCUGCCCGGGCUGUUGCAUUUGCUGCUGCGUCUAGGGGAGAGUGCACCGAAACCUUACGGAAUCGGAUCAGAGAAUUAGAAGCAGAGGGCAAGAAGCUCACGAUGGACAUGAAGGUGAAGGAAGACCAGAUCAGAGAACUAGAACUGAAAGUUCAGGAGCUUCGGAAGUAUAAGGAAAAUGAGAAGGACACUGAGGUGUUAAUGUCAGCCCUCUCAGCCAUGCAAGAUAAAACGCAGCAUCUGGAGAACAGCCUGAGCGCAGAGACGAGAAUCAAGCUGGACCUGUUCUCCGCACUGGGGGAUGCAAAGCGACAGCUCGAGAUUGCCCAAGGACAAAUUCUUCAGAAAGACCAGGAAAUCAAGGACCUAAAACAGAAGAUCGCGGAAGUCAUGGCUGUUAUGCCCAGCAUAACGUACAGUGCUGCCACCAGCCCCCUGAGCCCCGUUUCCCCUCACUACUCUUCCAAAUUUGUGGAGACCAGCCCCUCUGGACUCGAUCCCAAUGCCUCUGUUUACCAGCCCCUGAAGAAAUGAAGGCCCACUGUGGUUUUGCCCAAACGUUUGGUUACCAGAAGGCAUCGCAGAGGAGCGUCUCUGGCAGUCAAGAUAAAAAAAGUUUAUAUUGUAUUUUGUGGGACUGUAUAUGUUGUCCUUUUUAAAAAGGGGGGAAAAGAUAACACCCAAGUCUGAUUAGAACUGCCCAUCAGUUUUUCUUGUAAAUUUUUAGAAGACCUCACAGAACUUUGCAGUUUAUUUUUCUCGGCCAAUACAUUAAAACCAUUCUUGGAUUUCAAGUA
This is a messenger RNA of Ceratotherium simum simum (southern white rhinoceros), 2183 nucleotides long. NCBI's taxonomy places the organism in Eukaryota, Metazoa, Chordata, Mammalia, Perissodactyla, Rhinocerotidae. The record is from RefSeq and is a predicted model, not a curated record.